AUGAAUAGUCUCUAUCUGUUGAUGCUGCUAGUAGCGCUAGCAUCGAGCGGUCCAGCAGGUGACUUUAAUGUCCCGGUAAAUGCCAAGCAAAAACGUGGAGAGCUAGGAUUUGCCACGCGCCCGUACAAAGAAGUUGGGGAUCGGUUCCGCAACUACAACCGGAAAGUGAACAAAACGCAUCCGUUCGAGAUGGGCAUAGGAUAUUACUACCAAUAUGACAUUAUGCUGAAACCAGAUUUCCAGCAGAAUGCAGUAUCUGCUAGCACUACAAACCGUUGGCCGAACGCUGUUGUAUCUUAUCAGAUUAUUGGAACCUUCAACAACAGCCAGACAGGAUGUUGGUCUUAUGUGGGUCGGAGCUUGGACAAUACAUAUAACUUGGUGAAUCUGCACUCUCCCGAUUGCACGGAACCCGCUACGGUUGCUCAUGAGUUUACGCACGCAAUUGGAUUCUAUCACGAGUUCAUGCGUCCUGAUCGCGACACCUACAUAACGGUCAACACAUCUGCCUUACUGCCGCAAUAUCAGACAACAUCGUUUUACAAUGCAAAUUUCGCCAAAUACUCGGCGAACCAGGUUGAAUUAUAUGGAAUCCCGUACUAUUAUGGUAGUGUCAUGCACUACUCGAAAUAUGCAGGAGCUGCCAACUACAAAUAUCCAGUCAUGAAUAAUUUGAAACCAUGGAACGGAGAUUUCGGUAACAGUACUGGACUGUCUGCUCCGGAUAUUUUGGCAAUCAAUUACAUGUAUUGCAAUUCGACAACCACCACGACCACUAAAGCUCCAACAACAACAACAAAACCUACGACGACAACAACCAAAGUCACCGCAAAGACAACUUUAAAAUUUGUGAGUAUAUUGAGCUCUAAACAUCAGUGAUUUCUAUUUUUUUCAACGGAAAAAAGCAUGUUUAAACAUGAAUGGUACUUCAUGAAUUUAUCAGUCCUACUUCAUGAAUUUAUCAUAAAAAGUAGGAGGGUGGUAUUCCAGACACGACCGCAUGACGUUGGAC
This is a messenger RNA of Wyeomyia smithii (pitcher-plant mosquito), 1012 nucleotides long. Its product is annotated as zinc metalloproteinase nas-14-like. The transcript has 5 exons. The record is from RefSeq and is a predicted model, not a curated record. Gene Ontology annotation, biological process: proteolysis. The coding region runs from base 1 to 879 and encodes 292 amino acids. Lineage: Eukaryota; Metazoa; Arthropoda; Insecta; Diptera; Culicidae. Gene Ontology annotation, molecular function: metalloendopeptidase activity; zinc ion binding.